This is a messenger RNA of Haplochromis burtoni (Burton's mouthbrooder), 3584 nucleotides long. RefSeq names its product ADP-ribosylation factor GTPase activating protein 3 (gene arfgap3). Gene Ontology annotation, molecular function: GTPase activator activity. The transcript has 16 exons. Gene Ontology annotation, biological process: COPI coating of Golgi vesicle. Bases 116 to 1705 code for a protein of 529 amino acids. Lineage: Eukaryota; Metazoa; Chordata; Actinopteri; Cichliformes; Cichlidae. The record is from RefSeq and is a predicted model, not a curated record.
AUCAGCGUCCGCCCAUGGUGUUCUCUUACUGACGUGUCGGGUUUAGUUCAGGGGAAAAACACGGGUCUGCUUUUGAUGCUGUUCCUUUAACCGCCACACACCAACAGGUAGAAAAAUGGCAGAACCCAGCAAGCAGGACAUUUCUGUUAUUUUCAAGCGACUUCGUUCCAUCCCUACGAAUAAGGUUUGCUUUGACUGCGCAGCUAAGAACCCCAGCUGGGCCAGCAUCACCUAUGGGGUUUUUGUCUGUAUAGAUUGUUCUGGGACUCACAGGUCUCUGGGAGUGCACCUUUCAUUUAUUAGGUCCACCGAGCUGGAUUUUAAUUGGUCGUGGUUCCAGCUAAGAUGUAUGCAAGUUGGAGGCAACGCCAGCGCAAUUGCAUUUUUCAGUCAACAUGGCUGCAGAGCCAAUGCCGCCAAUGCCAAGUACAACAGCCGGGCUGCACAGCUGUACAGAGAGAAGAUAAAGACUUUAGCCACACAAGCAACCAGACGCCAUGGCACUGAGCUGUGGCUGGACAGUCAGGCUCCUCUGUCUCCAACAGGCGACAAGCAGGUGGAUUUCUUCAGUCUGCAUACACAGGCUGUUCCUGAAAAUCUGAACAUGGCCAAAAUGAGUCUGAGCCCCUCCGCAUCAGAGAAGCUUUCAGAGCCAGAAAAAGAUGAAGACCGUAAUGGUAACUCAGAGGAGGGUCCCAAUGUGGAAAUGCUCAGUGUUUCACCAAAAGCAAACCCAGAGCCCUCUUCUCUUCUUAAGAAGAAGCCAGCAGGUGCCAAGAAAACACUGGCCUCAAAGAAAGGCGGUCUGGGUGCUCAGAAGGUUAGCAACCAGAGCUUCUCGGAGCUCGAGAAGAAGGCGCAGGCUGCUGACAAAAUCAGAGAGAAAGAGGAGAGCUUUGCUGGUGCCAAGAAGAACGUUACAACUGAGGAGUCCAUUGCUCCAUCCAUGCGGCUGGCCUACAAAGAUUUUGAGCAGCAGAGGAAAAUCGAAGAGCAGAAGCUGAAAGGACUAGAGGGGAAAAAGAAGGAACAGGCUGAGAGACUGGGCAUGGGUCUGGGCAUGAGGAGUGGAGUUUCUCACUCUGUGAUGUCAGACAUGCACACCAUCCAGCAGGACAAUCCAAUUGGAGCAAAGACCACCAAAGGACGGCGAUUUAUUGAUGAAGAUGACGAUGAAGGGUCCUUCAGCUCUAGGGUUCUGACUCGCUUUGAGGACCAAAGUGAAACCUCAGACAGUUUCUCUUCACGGUGGGGCGAUGGAGAUGAUGGAAGAGGCUGGAUGAAAGAGAGCAAGAAACCAGAGCCAGACUUUUUCUUGUCCUCCGCUAUAACUUCAUUUGAUGACAGGCCCACAACCAGAAGGAAACCAGAAGCAGCAGCGCUCUCGGACACGGGAGAAGCUCGGAAAAAGUUUGGAGAUGAUGUAAAAGCCAUCUCGUCUGAUAUGUACUUUGGAAAACAAGACAACUCUGAGUAUGAAGCCAAAACCCGACUGGAGAGAUUUUCUGCGAGUGCAUCCAUAAGUUCAGCCGAUCUGUUUGAUGAUCCAAAGAAGCAGACUGCGAGUUCGUACCGUCUGAGCAACGUACUCCCCAGCGCUCCCGACAUGUCGCAGCUCAAACAUGGAGUGCGCUCAGUUGCAGGAAAACUUUCAGUCAUGGCCAGCGGCGUAGUUAGCUCAAUUCAGGAUCACUACAGUUCCUAAGUGAACAUGUCGGAUUCACCGUCCAUAGGUAUCUUCUGUUUGCCAGUUAGAUGACAUUUCUAGUGGGUGCUCAUCGUGGGAGAGUUGGGAGGAAAAUAUAAAUCAAUGCUAUGAGCAAGUCUGCAGAAUGUACUUGUAUAUUGUAUAUCUAUAUCUAGUUUUUUAUUAGAUGAUGUAUAUACAUAGUCGUAGUCUUUGGGAUCAAAUCAAGAUGAGCAGAGCACAAUAUUUUUCGGUGGAAUUAUUUUCCCCCUGCAAACACCUUGAAGGAAGAUAUUUGUGUACAUACAGCUAUGAAGAAUAUUCAGCCUGCAUUAUGUUAAGUUUGCUUUGAGCUUCGGGGUUUUACAUAUAUAGAAAUGCUGUAUGUAGCAGUCUGAGGAGCUAGGAGGGCUAUCCGUUUGAUUCCUUUACCUCCGUAAGUACUUAAUUCAGUAACUCACUCAUCACGUGCACUUUGUAGUGUUGUUUUUGUGCUUUUUGUUUUUUUGUGCCCCUUCAUGCAGGGUUGAAAGUGUCCUUUCUGUCCCCAAAGUGCACUUACAUUUGCUCUUCCAAAGGCAGGACCAAAAGCUGAUUUAAAACAGAGGCCUUGGGGCAACAGAUAUACUUUUAGUAAGAGUACUGUAAGUUAUGUAAACUGAUGCGUCACUAGCACAUAAGUGUCAUUAUCCUGUGAGUCGCAAUUUGUUGUUGUUGUUGUUGUUGUUUUGGAAGUCAUGCAGAAAUGCUUAUAAAAAAGGAAUGUGAUAUGUCAAAGUUUUAAGGAGUAAAAAAACAAUUAUUAUAAGAUAUAAAUAUUUCUUUAAAACAACAAAUGAGCUUCGUAAAAGCUCCAGUUGCAUAGAAUUAGAUGCUAUGAAGAAUUCAGUCAUCAUUUUAAGAAGUAAUUUUUGUUAGAUUAUUGUUUUUUUUAAUGUUCUUGAAAUAAAUGCCUAAUCAUCUUGGUAAAUCUCUAAAUUGUACACUUAGUAUGGCCCUUGGAUCGCCUCUAUAAAACUUGAAGGAUUUCUUGAUGUGCUGAGACCUUUUAUGUAGCUUUCAGGCCUCGUUUCCACUUUAAAAGAACAAUGUGAAUGAUCCCUUUAAAACCAUCAGUUAUUUUUUUCUGUUACUUUAACUGCCAUCAUAAAAGGUUUUAACUUUAUAUAUGCUAUUGUUUCUAAACACAGUAGAACUACAGGCAGUGCUUGAGUUAGAUUUGAUAUCUGUUCAGAGUAAAGCUUGCGCUUUUGCCUUUUUUUCUGUCCUUUAUCAUUGUGCAAAGUUAAAGGGACUAAUUAAAGCCCGGACUCCGUCAUAAUAGUACAGACUAAUUUCUGAGAAGCUGGAACAUCCCAGGAGUUUGAUUUGACAUGUUCAAAUAUGAAACACUAAAGAGGUUCUUAAAUGGUCAAAUAUAUUUUUGUUUUUUGGGUUUUGUUUUUUAAUUCCCAUCAGUAAAUGCCCUAGUCCGGAGAUCUUUGAUUUACACACCUUCUUGUUGUCUCAAUCUAGGUAUCUUUUGCACAUGUGUUGGAAAUUGUGUGUAACAGCUUUUACUUGGGGGCAAAAACUAGAGUGCAACCAAGUCGGCAUAUAUGUUUUGUAAGAUUGUGUCUCUGCCGUUCUAUAUUGUUACAUGUAGGAGCUUGUAUAAGCUGCAUGGCCCUUGUAGCCCUCAAAAUAAAUAUGUCAACACAUCCUGAAUAUGAGAUGGAUUAAGAAACUUGUUUAUUAAAACUCUAGUCCGCUGUGAACUGCUACAUACAAUCUUGUAUAGGGGUUUUUCAUUAAUGAAAAAACUUACAGAUAGAUUUUGACCAUUUUUGACACUCAAAAUGUAAGUACGACUUUUGGGAAUAUGCCAAAUAAAAUAAAUAAAUGGUUUGUGCUUAAA